CCCUUCUUCUGUAAAAAACCUCUAUAUAGUUAUUCAGACAUACACUGUAAUAAUGGUUCUUUUUUAUCUUUUGCUACUGACUAUUGGAUGGACAGCUGGUUGUCCAGACGAGGAAGUACCACCUUGCAAAUGCACGCGGAUCGGUUUCCAUAGUUCCACCAUUGAUUGCACUAAUGUCGACAACGUCGACACUUUCAGAACAUCCAUCUACAACAUUCGAACAUCAAUUACUCCAAUCCGCGCGUUGCACAUAUUAAAUUCGAACAUUUUAUAUUUGCCUAGUGGUCUUUUUGAUGGACUUGCCUUCGAGAGGUUGGUGAUUGAUAACUCGACGAUAAUGUCUCUGAGUGAUUCUGACACGGCUCUGGUUGGACUCGAGAAAAGCUUGAAAACUCUGAUUAUUCAGGAGUGUACAGUGCUCAAUGGACUGGAUUGGUAUCAAUUGAGGAAUCUGGAGGCUCUGAGGGAAUUGACGACGUUAAAGACUGGAAUGAUGGCCAUUGAUGACGAAGUGAAAGGGAUUGCUGGGUUGAACCUGACGAAACUGAUGUUGACCCAAGACCAAAUUUCGUACAUCAGUGAAAAUGCAUUUUCUACGUUUCAUUAUCUUGAAACGCUUUCACUUAAAUACAAUUUGAUUGGUAAUAUGACGAGGAGUAUGUUUCCAAAUCCAGCCAACAAGUUAGCUCAAAUUAUAUUGAGCUACAACAAAAUUUCAUCCCUACCAUCCGAUUUUUUUACAAACAUGCCAAGUCUGAUAUCUGUUGUUUUGGCUGGAAAUGAAUUCUUAACACUUGACCAGGCUCUGUUUGCUCCCAUAUGGAAGAACUUAAACAAGAUUGAUGUAGGCGGUAAUGCAUUAAGAUGUGAUUGCAGAAUGAAAUGGUUGUUUGCACAACGCUUUCCGAGGAACACUUGGGGUUCAUGCGGUGAACCAAAACAAUUGAAUGGAAAAGAUCUUGUCAAUUUGUCUGAAUCAGAUCUUUGGUGUUAUUAAGAAGAAAAAAAACACUAAGUAAAUUUUAAAAUGUUUCAUAAGAACAAUGCUUUCAAAA
Molecule: messenger RNA, 1055 nt
Organism: Parasteatoda tepidariorum (common house spider)
Lineage: Eukaryota; Metazoa; Arthropoda; Arachnida; Araneae; Theridiidae
Biological process (GO): cell surface receptor signaling pathway
Cellular component (GO): plasma membrane
Source: RefSeq, a predicted model, not a curated record